GCAAUUAGUAGCAAGUGUGUCACUAUGUAGAGGAAAUACGCAGGAUCAGACCUUUCCUCUCGGAACAACACCCUGGACCUCCACAGGCCUUGCUGCAUGUCCAACCGGACCACAAGACAGCUCGAUUAAAACCAGAGGACACUGAAAAAAAGGUUUACUCUUCAUAUCGAGUUUUGGACGUGCUUUUUAUGUAUCAGAGAAAAGUUUUCCUGCCUGUUGGUCUUGCUACAGGUUUUUUUGCCCAUAAAGAGUAUGCCACUAUUUACUGAAACACUUGUUCGUUUCUAAGCUCGACUACUAUCUGCAACAUCAUCAAGGAGGUUGAGUCGCGCGCAUCGUAUUCGGCAACGAAAACGAAGCGUUUGAUUUAUUGAUCCUUUGGAGGAAUAUAUUUGAACCUCGGGACACUGACGAGGCUACAGCCGAGUGGACUUUCCUGCGGUUGGAUCCCUUUCCUACACCGAAGGAUCACGAAAUGAGCGUCUUGGGCUCUCUCGUGCAAGUUGUCGCUGCGGUCCUGACGCUGUCACGCGCUCAGUGUUCUCCCUCAACCACAAUAAACAGCACCUCUAAAGUAAUCCUGUUUCAGGAAGUGUGGGGGCGGAGUUUCUGCCGUACCAUAGAGAAGCUGGUUGAGGUUGUGCAGGAGUACCCUGGGGAGGUGGAGCACAUCUUCAGCCCCACCUGUGUGCCAUUGGUCCGCUGUGCUGGUUGCUGUGGAGAUGAGAACCUGGAGUGCCACCCCACGCUCACAGCCAACAUCACUAUGCAAUUAUUAAAGCUGAAACCAGCAGAGCAAGGUCGGGAGUAUGUAGAGAUGACCUUUGUGGAGCACAAAAGCUGUGAAUGUAGACUAAGAAAGCCCGCAGUGAAACACGACAGGCGGAGGCCAAAAGGACGGGGAAGGAAACGGAAGGAGAAACAGCGAGUAAAGGACUGCAAUGGGUGUCAGCCUCCUCGAAGAUAAACCCAGCUCUGCCCUGUCCUCUGCUCAUGCUGUGCAGCUAGCCACCACCCGCCCAUCCUGCUCUUAAUGGAUCCUGUGUCACCUCCACCGCCCAUGUCUGAGAUGAGGCACUGCCACAGUGACACGAAGGUCACACUAGCCACCAGGGGACAUUUCAUGUACCGGAACCGCCUGUUGUGAGGUGACACCCUCUGACAUGCUUCUGUUUGGAAGCACAGUGGGGAACCAAAUUCAAUGUCUGAAGUAGGAAUUAGUCUACAGGACACUGGCUAUAAUUUUCAAUAUGUAAUAAUAAUAAAAUAUUAUUGUUGUU
Molecule: messenger RNA, 1280 nt
Organism: Electrophorus electricus (electric eel)
Lineage: Eukaryota; Metazoa; Chordata; Actinopteri; Gymnotiformes; Gymnotidae
Gene: pgfb
Product: placental growth factor b
Biological process (GO): positive regulation of mast cell chemotaxis; positive regulation of angiogenesis; vascular endothelial growth factor signaling pathway
Cellular component (GO): membrane
Molecular function (GO): vascular endothelial growth factor receptor binding; chemoattractant activity; growth factor activity
Source: RefSeq, a predicted model, not a curated record